ACUCUCAGUUAUCUUUGUUGAGGCAUAAUAACUAGCCCGUGUGUUGAAAGCGAAAAGAAAGAAAGAAGAAGAAAAAAAGCGAGCGAUGGAAGGUUGGGACCCAAACACGAAGUCGACGCUAACACAGAUCCCAUUGCUGACAACAAAAGCAGGUCCAAGAGACGGAGCACCAUGGACGGCGAGGCUGAAAGAAGAGUACAAGUCUCUUAUUGCUUACACUCAGAUGAACAAAUCAAACGAUAACGAUUGGUUUCGGAUCUCCGCUUCAAAUCCUGAAGGUACUCGUUGGACCGGUAAAUGUUGGUAUGUCUAUAACCUUCUCAAAUAUGAAUUUGAUCUUCAAUUUGAUAUUCCUGUUACUUAUCCUUCCACCGCACCGGAACUUGAACUCCCUCAAUUGGAUGGUAAAACUCAGAAGAUGUAUAGAGGAGGAAAGAUUUGCUUGACUGUGCAUUUCAAGCCUCUCUGGGCAAAAAAUUGCCCUAGAUUUGGUAUUGCACAUGCACUUUGUUUGGGUCUUGCACCGUGGCUUGCAGCUGAGGUUCCCAUUCUUGUGGAUUCUGGUAUGAUCAAGCACAAAGACGAUGCAACUACAUCAGCUGAAUCUUAGUUAUUCCAUGUUUGAUUAAAGCUGUAAAAGUAGAACUCAAGUUUUAUAGUUAUAGAAUUUGUCAAAGGGAAAUAAAAUGAGCUGUUUGAUUGCUAUUUACGGGAUUUUUCUUGUAACGUACAUUUAUCCUCAGAUGUUGAAGUCUUUAGAUCCGUAAA
Messenger RNA from Trifolium pratense (red clover), 768 nucleotides. RefSeq names its product ubiquitin-fold modifier-conjugating enzyme 1. Gene Ontology annotation, molecular function: UFM1 conjugating enzyme activity. Gene Ontology annotation, cellular component: cytoplasm. The record is from RefSeq and is a predicted model, not a curated record. Gene Ontology annotation, biological process: protein K69-linked ufmylation. The transcript has 3 exons. Bases 86 to 610 code for a protein of 174 amino acids. Lineage: Eukaryota; Viridiplantae; Streptophyta; Magnoliopsida; Fabales; Fabaceae.